UUGCAGAAACAGAACUACUUUCCAAAUUAUUUACUGAAAUACCCUCUCCUUCACUAGGGUUUAGGCCGUUAUGCCCACCUCCGGCGCCCCAAAACCUCCAUGGCCGGGGCUUCAAUUCCCGCCGCCUCCUCGUCCCUUCUUUCCACCUCCACCUCCGUAUCCCUUUAUUGGACCACCUCCACCCCAUGAUUAGCCGCCGCGCGGCGGCCACGGCAGCCCUACGCGCCUCUGUGCGGCGUGCCUGCUCUUCCUCCUCCCGCGCCGCCGACCCUGACGACCAACUGCUUGGCCUCUUAGAAGCCCCUGAGCCGCAGCGCGGACCCCGCCUCUCAUCCAAGGACUUCGCCUUUCUUCAGGUGCCCACCCCUGUCCUCCACGCCGCGGCCCUCCCGCCGCCGGAGGCUGUUCUUAUAUCCAAGGCGAUCCGAGCCUACGCCUCCGACUUUGACGGGAAGGCGGAGCGGUUCCUGCGGCGGCACCGGGACUUCCUGAACGACGCCGUGGUAGUUGCGGUGCUCAGGUCGGUGCGCACCCCGGAGCUCUGUGUCAGGUUCUUCCUUUGGGCCGAGCGGCAGGUGGGCUACAGCCACACCGGCGCCUGCUACAACGCGCUGGCGGAAGUAUUGCAUUUUGACGAUCGUGCUAGGACCACCGAGAGGCUGCUGAGGGAGAUUGGGGAGGAUGAUCGUGAGGUACUCGGCAGAUUGCUCAAUGUGAUAGUACGGAAAUGCUGCCGCCACGGAGCUUGGGCCAAGGCGCUGGAGGAGCUCGGGAGACUGAAGGAUUUUGGGUACAGGCCGUCAGGUGCGACCUACAAUGCUCUGGUCCAGGUGCUUGCAACCGCCGGACAGAUGGACAUGGGUUUUCGUGUGCAGAAAGAGAUGUCAGAGUUGGGGUUCUGCACGGAUAAGUUCACAGUUGGGUGCUUUGCACAGGCGCUAUGUAAGGAGGGGCGAUGGUCUGACGCACUUGUCAUGAUAGAGCGGGAGGAUUUCAAACUUGACACAGUGUUGUGCACCCAGAUGAUCAGUGGACUGAUGGAGGCCUCCCUUUUUGAUGAGGCAAUUUCAUUCCUUCAUAGGAUGCGGUGUAACUCUUGCAUCCCUAAUGUGGUCACAUAUAGAACACUGCUUGCUGGAUUUUUAAAAAAGAAGCAGCUUGGCUGGUGCAAGAGGAUAAUCAGCAUGAUGAUGAACGAGGGUUGCAAUCCAAACCCCUCCUUGUUUAAUUCUCUUGUGCAUAGUUAUUGCAAUGCCAGGGAUUAUCCAUAUGCUUAUAAACUUUUAAAUAGGAUGGCUGGUUGUGGUUGCCCUCCUGGCUAUGUCGUAUACAACAUUUUUAUUGGAAGCAUAUGUAGUGGAGAAGAAUUGCCAAGCCCUGACUUGUUGGCAUUGGCAGAAAAAGUUUAUGAGGAGAUGCUGGCUUCUAGUUGCGUUCUUAAUAAGGUGAACACUGCAAAUUUUGCUCGAUGCCUUUGCGGUAUGGGGAAAUUUGAUAAAGCAUUUCAGAUCAUUAAGUUGAUGAUGAGAAAAGGCUUUGUACCUGACACGAGCACAUACUCUAAGGUGAUUACCUUUUUAUGUGAGGCUAUGAAGGUAGAAAAGGCUUUCCUUUUGUUUCAAGAGAUGAAGAGUGUUGGUGUUAUUCCUGAUGUUUAUACAUACACAAUUUUGAUUGAUAGCUUUUGUAAGGUUGGGCUCAUUGAACAGGCGAGGAGCUGGUUUGAUGAAAUGGAGAGUGUCGGCUGCUCCCCAAGUGUAGUAACAUACACUGCCUUGCUUCAUGCUUACCUCAAAACAAAGCAGGUACCUCAGGCUAGUGACAUUUUUCAUAGAAUGGUUGAUGCUGGCUGUGCUCCCAAUACCAUUACCUACAGCGCACUAGUUGAUGGCCUCUGUAAGGCAGGUGAAAGCCAAAAGGCUUGUGAAGUCUAUGCCAAAAUGAUUGGAACAUCUGACAAUGUGGGAUCUGAUUUUUACUUUGAAGGCGAGCACACAGACUCCAUUGCUCCAAAUGUGGUCACAUAUGGUGCACUCAUAGAUGGUUUGUGUAAGGCACACAAGGUGGUUGAUGCUCAAGAAUUGCUAGAUGUUAUGUCAUCGAAUGGGUGCGAGCCAAAUCACAUUAUAUAUGAUGCAUUGAUUGAUGGCUUUUGCAAAGUUGGAAAGCUUGAUAAUGCACAGGAGGUAUUUUUUAGGAUGUCUAAGUGUGGCUACUUGCCUACGGUGCAUACAUACACCUCCUUAAUUGAUGCGAUGUUUAAGGACAGAAGGCUUGAUCUAGCCAUUAAAGUUCUCUCUCAAAUGCUGGAGAGUUCUUGCACUCCUAAUGUUGUCACUUACACAGCUAUGAUUGAUGGGCUUUGCAGAAUAGGCGAAUGUCAAAAGGCCUUAAAGUUGUUGUCAAUGAUGGAAAAGAGGGGAUGCAACCCAAAUGUUGUGACUUACACUUCUCUCAUAGAUGGAUUGGGAAAAUCUGGUAAAGUUGAUAUGAGUCUUCAGCUUUUUACACAAAUGAUCACACAAGGGUGUGCCCCUAAUUAUGUUACCUACAGAGUUCUGAUAAACCAUUGCUGUGCUGCUGGUCUUUUGGAUGAGGCACAUUCACUGCUAAGUGAAAUGAAGCAGACUUACUGGCCAAAAUAUGUGCAAGGAUACUGCAGCGUAGUUCAAGGUUUUAGCAAGAAGUUCAUUGCUUCUCUUGGAUUGUUGGAGGAGCUGGAGUCACAUGGCAUGGUGUCAAUAGCUCCUGUUUAUGGGUUGCUCAUUGAUAGUUUCUCCAAGGCUGGCAGACUGGAGAAAGCCUUGGAGUUGCACAAAGAGAUGAUGGAAGUCUCAUCAUCACUAAACAUAACCAGCAAGGAUACAUACACUUCAUUGAUCCAGGCACUUUGUUUGGCAUCUCAGCUUGAAAAAGCAUUUGAAUUAUACAGUGAAAUAACAAGGAAAGGUGUUGUGCCAGAACUAAGUGCCUUUAUUUGCCUCAUAAAGGGGCUAAUCAAAGUAAAUAAGUGGAAUGAAGCCCUGCAGUUGUGUUACAGCAUGUGUGAUGAGGGUGUGAACUGGCAGAGCAACAACUCUUUUGAUGGAGGCUAGAGCUUUGUUUUCUUACAUGGUUACUCCAGAUGAAAGCAUUGUCCCAUAAGAGCUUAUUUUGAUUGGGGUGAUUUGGUUCAAAUUCAAACCAAAGUUAUUUUAAUGAUUCCUGUUCCGAACAUCGCUCUAGGGAGUCAUUCAUUUCUGACAUCUUACUGGAAGAUUACAGUAUGAAGUGGUUACCAAGGAGAUACGGAUUAAAAUGUGCUUUUGUGCAACUCAUUGAUGGAUUGGGAAAACAGCACUAUGUUUUGAUUAAAACUGUAUAUGUUCAUAUAUAACCUUUCUGGGUGCUGAAGGAUAAAGUGAAGACCUUCAAAAAACUAUGUGCAGUCAAGCUCACUCAUGUAAGCACGGUUCUAAUUCAUAAUGGUGGCCAAUCUAUUAUGAUGUUAGCUGAUUAUCAUCAUAUUUGUGCUCUUAUACAGUAUGGAUUAUCAAAUUCUCUCUUUCAGUGCUGCACGCCAUUUUACAUUGUCAGUGGGUGAUGACCGAAGUAAUUUCUGACUUACCUUCAGAUGGACAAAGGAUCAUCUCAAUGUCUAUCAACUUCUGUAUAUAAGUUGCUGAUGGUUAGACACAAGGGUGAAAUAUGUGGUGAAAGAGAACUUCUGAAAUCCAUAAUUCUCUAUUCAUCAGUUCAGUGAUUCAUCCUUAUAGCUCCUUCCAGUGUUUUUGCUCUCGUAAUAGAGCAAUAAAGAUAUGAUGAAAUCACAAAAAUGUAGUCAAAUGUACUGCAGUUCACUACUUCACUGUACAAAUGUAAAAAUUACUUCAAGUUAAAAUUUAUUUAUUUAACCUGUUGAUAUCCGGUGAUA
Messenger RNA from Zea mays, 3913 nucleotides. Its product is annotated as pentatricopeptide repeat-containing protein At1g06710, mitochondrial. Gene Ontology annotation, molecular function: protein binding. Bases 186 to 3095 code for a protein of 969 amino acids. Lineage: Eukaryota; Viridiplantae; Streptophyta; Magnoliopsida; Poales; Poaceae. The record is from RefSeq and is a predicted model, not a curated record. The transcript has 2 exons.